GAAUCAAUGAAGUCAGCGGUCAUUACAAAAAUUUUGAUAAUACAGUCAGUCAGUCAGUCAGGCAGUCAAUCAGCAUUAAAAAUGUGCCUAUUACUUUACUUAUGUACCAUUUUACCUUGCACAGCCUAUACAACAACAACAACAACAAAAAUAUGCAAAUAAUAAAGCAGUUUUUAAGGAAGAAUUUAUAACCUUAAUCAGAAUAAUCAAAAUAAUAAUAAGAAGAAAAAGAAUAGAAUUUAACUUUGCCUUUUUCAUUCAAUAUUGUACACACUAAAGAAUUAUAUAUAAAUGUAAAUAUUUGGCAGAAGCAGUUAAUAACUAUGUUUUGUGGAAGUUUAAACACAAUAUAUAUAUUCUGAAUGAAAGGUUUCACAUUUAACAAAUCAAUAAUUACCUGAUCAGAUCAAUAAUAAUAACAAUAUUUCAUGACAUCGUCAACAACAUCAGCCUAUCAUAUCCCUGUGAAUAAUGAACGCUCUAAUCGAAUAAUGAAUUCAUCAACACGAAAUACUCCGCGAAUGAUCAUGUCUGAUACAACAACGACACCGCCACCACCAUCGAACAAUAACAAUAGUAAUAAUAAUAAUAACUUAGUGAACACAGUGAUGAAUGAUAGUAGUAUGCGUGUUGGUACUCCAGGAAGCAGUGGUUACGGGAGUGGAAAUGAACUGACAACUGGUAACAGUACACAAUCAACCUCUCCGAUUGGAUCCACACCAAGAAUAUUUGGUAAUUGUGCUGAAUGCAGUUUGAGAAUUGUUAAUUUGACGGAUGCAUGUUAUGCUAUGGGAUAUUUAUAUCAUAAUUCAUGUUUUGUUUGCUGUUGUUGCAAGAGAACUUUACGUGGGAAAGUCUUCUACAAGGAUCAAGAUAAAAUCUAUUGUGAAGAAGAUUAUCUGUAUUGUGGUUUUCAACAGACAGUGGAGAAAUGUUUCGCUUGUGGACAUAUAAUAGCUGAAACUAUUCUUUUAGCCAUGGGCAAUACAUAUCAUCCAGGAUGUUUCCGAUGUUGUAUAUGUACAAAGUGCUUGGAUGGAAUACCAUUUACAGUGGACUCACGUAAUUUAAUCUACUGCCUACCAGAUUAUCAUCUCGUUUAUGGUCCAUUGUGCGCUGUCUGUGGAUUAGUGAUUACGCCAGAAGAGGGUUCAGAUGAAGUUCGACGAGUUGUAGCUCUUGGUAAAGAAUUUCACAUUGACUGUUAUCGUUGUAUUGAUUGUAAACGAUGCUUAAGUGAUGAACCAGAGAAACGUUGUUAUCCAUUCAAUGAACCAGAUCCUGGAGCACCCGGCCGAAGUGUACAACGUAUGCUAUGCUUAAAUUGUCAUUUACAACGAAUUGGUGCUAUUCCAGCAACAUCAGCUGGUGGAAUUGUAAAUAGUAAUAAUAACAGCAGCAGUAGUAAUACUACUAAUAAUGCUAUCAGUAGUAUUAGUAGUGGUCAUACAAAAUCAACAAGUGGAAUUCUAAAUUAUUCUGCUUCUAAUAACCACCAUAUGAACAAUUCAGGCGGUCGUUAUUCGACUAUGCCAAAUCGUGUUCAAGGUUCAAAAUUGAACACAUUGAACACGAGUACAGUCAGCCCGCCUAGUUCAACUCCGUCUUCUUCCCAUCAUCAUCAUCACCACUAUCCACAUCAUCAACAACCUUAUCAGUUGAAUACAUCUUUGACAACAUCGACUUAUCAAACAACACCGCAUAUUCAUAGUGCACACAGUACAUCAAAUUCACUUGGAGUCAAGCCUCGAAGUACUAAUGGUAAUAAUAUUACUAAUAAUACGAAUAAUUAUGCAAUUAAUUGGGAAAGAGCAAGAAUGAAUGGUGCAAAUAAUGCUGCGAAUCAUCUGCAUCACGGGGAAAGUAGUAGAAGUUAUCAUAAUUCCUUCGAGACUAAAAGUUAACCAGUACAAGUCUGUUUUAUUUCAUCAUUAUUACCAAUGUAUACAUUCAUUGUUUCACGCCGUCGAACCUUUAACCCUACUACUCUUCCCUACCCACCAUCUUCAUUUCGUGGAAAUACCGGCCCAUUGCUAUAUAUAUAUAUAUAAACAAUCAACUUCCAGCCAGUGAAUGAGUGAGCGAGUGAGCUCUGGGCGUGGAAACUCGCUUCGCUUAACUCUGUGUGUGUGUAUGUGUGUGACGAACAACCCAAUACUGGAGUAACUCAAAUGAGUUCUAACCCUAAUCUUGUUUUGUUUUUUGUAUUCAGCUAUAAAGUUUGUUCUAGUCGAAUGUCCUUUCACUAUUAUAUGUAUGAUGAAAUCAAAUCAAAUCACAUCGAAUAUAUAUAUAAACGCCAAAAUAUGCAUUUCAGACUAGCUAUAUUCAGAAAAAAACAGGCUAUUGAAAAUUGUUAUUAUUAUUAUUAUUAUUGUUAUUAUUACGCGUAAUUAUAUAAUAACUUCUAAUUGAAGAACAAUAAAGACAGACUGAACAAUUUCUUUUAUGCCUUAUUCUUCUCCUUCAACUUUUACACUGUCUAUAUCUGUUUGUCCCUGUCGCUGACUUUUCAAUCUACUUCUAAGAGGAUGAUGAAGAGUAUACAUUUUGGCGUCUUGUCUUCUCCCCUCCCCUCCCCCCGCCAAACUUGUUUUAUGUUGCUCUACACUUUUUUUACAAAUAUAUUAUUAUUUUAUCCUUUAAUUCCUAGAAGAACAUAGGGCUUCAGCUGCGCGUCUCCAUUGCCUUC
Messenger RNA from Trichobilharzia regenti, 2692 nucleotides. NCBI's taxonomy places the organism in Eukaryota, Metazoa, Platyhelminthes, Trematoda, Strigeidida, Schistosomatidae. The record is from the annotation of a GenBank genome assembly.